AUGAAGAUGGUCAGGCAUAGAAAAGUAGUUUCGCUAAAGACAGAUAAGGAUGCAAGCAGUAGUUCUGGCUGCAGCGAAUCUUCUAUCGGUAGUAGAACCUUUAAAUUUCUUUCUGUGUGGAAAACCGGCGUCGGUUGCGUUUGUUUUUUAAUUGCGGUGUAUAUCAGCACUCUGGGCUACCUUGAAACACGCGUCAACACACCUUUUGACGAUGAUAAGGUUGUCAAAGACUCAGGCCUGCAGGUAGCAGACCGCUACUGGGGUACGUACAGACCUGGAGUCUACCUCGGGUUGAAGAGCAGGGAGCCUCGGUCUCCUGUGUUUGGUAUCAUGUGGUAUGAGUUGGCAGCAGCCACGCAUAAGGGGAUACGCCACUGGUGUGACCAAAACGACAAUCUAGACACGUACGGCUGGCUCCGCCACGAUGGGGUCACGUUCGGGGAGCAACUGAUUGUGGACAAACCCCACAAUAUCACCACCUCGUUCAUCAAGACCCCGGGAGGAGAACACGGGGGUCACUGGACAGCCAGGAUUAAUGUUACUACUAAGGGUCAUGCGAAAGUACCAUUCGUAUUGAUAUGGUAUGCUGCACUAGACGAGUCCUUGGGCCCUGCCGCCCCCCACUCCAGGCUGUGGUAUGAAGAUGGCUCCAUCUUAGGUCAUACUCCUCAAUUACACAACUUUAGGAUCAAUUUGGUGCCUCAGCAAGGCAAACUCCUCCACACUUCAUACUCCGAGGCGAAUGCACCAGGGCUUCAUCUUUUGAAGGAGAAACUCUAUUCUCUGCUCAAAAUUGAAAGACAUUCCAUGUUUGGCAAGCUAGCAGUACUUGGAGCUGAUGAUGAACUGCAUAUUAAGGAAAAAGACAUCAAUUUCGUCCCAAUCCAAAUGUUAGUGGAGACUCCGUUUUGUGUAGAUAUUGUGUACACGACAGAAGAUCUCUCAACACCUCCACUUAAGGGAGAGAAGUACGCCAGAGUUCUACAAGAGAAGAAGAGAGAGUUUGACGCGGAAUUUGAAUCGAAAUUCCGAUUGGAUGAAAAAGGCUACCCACCAGAGGACGUGGCAAUAGCCAGAGCGGCGUUAGCCAACAUGGUAGGGGGUAUUGGAUACUUCUUCGGCGCUGGGCGAGUCCAAUCACAGUAUACCAGGGAACCAGUGCCUUAUUGGAGGGCGCCGCUGUAUACUGGUGUGCCUAGCAGGUCAUUCUUCCCUCGUGGUUUUCUCUGGGACGAAGGUUUCCAUGGUCUCCUGAUUGGACGCUGGUCUCCAGACAUACAGAUGGACAUCGCAGCUCAUUGGAUGGAUCUCAUCAACGUUGAAGGAUGGAUUCCUCGGGAACAGAUCUUGGGAGCGGAGGCGUUAGCAAGAGUACCAAAAGAAUUUGUAGUACAAAGCAAUGCGGCGGCCAACCCACCAAUGUUGUUGAUCCAGCUCGCCCACUUCGUGAAGAUACGGCCGGAGCUCUUCGUGACUGGUUCUAAACACCGCGCCACGUUGGACAGAAUGUUCAGUCGGCUACAGGCAUGGUACCAAUGGUUCCAGACCACCCAGAAGGGAGAUGAGCCCACCUCGUAUAGAUGGAGAGGCCGAGAAGAUGAUGGGUUGCAGCUCAACCCUAAAACACUGACUUCUGGACUUGAUGACUAUCCUAGGGCGUCGCACCCUUCAGACAUAGAGCGUCACGUUGACCUUCGAUGCUGGAUGUAUGCAGCCGCUGACGCUAUGAUGACCAUAGCUGAUCUCCUACAGAGGGACUCUAGCAAGUAUGAAGCUACAAAAGACCAGCUGGGUGAUGAAGAACUACUUAACGAGCUCCACUGGUCUACUCAUACACAGACAUAUGCAGACUAUGGUCUUCACACGGAUGGAGUGAAAUUAGUUCGUCAACAGCCGAAGAAUCCUUCGGAGCCAGCGAAGGUGGUGAGGAGCGUCACAGUACCACCACAACCAAGACUGGUGACUUCGGCGUUUGGUUACGUCUCCCUAUUCCCAAUGUUAAUGAAGGUCCUUAAACCGGACAGUGACAAAUUAGGCAAGAUCCUCGAAGACUUGGACAAACCGGAGCUACUGUGGUCGCCUUAUGGUUUAAGGUCCCUAUCAAAAUCCGCGCCACUAUACAUGAAGAGGAACACCGAACAUGACCCUCCAUACUGGCGGGGCCAGAUUUGGGUCCCUAUAAACUAUCUGGCCCUGUCUUCUCUCAAGCACUACGCUAACGCCGGGGGCCCACACGCUGCCAGGGCCGCUGAACUGAACGGGAGACUCAGGGAUAAUGUUGUUCGUAACAUUCUAAAUCAAUACAAGAAAACAGGAUACUUGUUCGAGCAAUAUUCAGCAGAAGACGGUAAGGGAUCAGGGUGCAAGCCAUUCAACGGCUGGACAGCUCUCGUAGUACUUAUAAUGGCGGACGAAUAUUAA
Spodoptera littoralis (African cotton leafworm) is the source of this 2421-nucleotide messenger RNA. The record is from the annotation of a GenBank genome assembly. Lineage: Eukaryota; Metazoa; Arthropoda; Insecta; Lepidoptera; Noctuidae.